Molecule: messenger RNA, 3358 nt
Organism: Oryza sativa Japonica Group (Japanese rice)
Lineage: Eukaryota; Viridiplantae; Streptophyta; Magnoliopsida; Poales; Poaceae
Product: probable LRR receptor-like serine/threonine-protein kinase At1g67720
Biological process (GO): protein phosphorylation
Molecular function (GO): protein kinase activity; ATP binding; protein binding
Source: RefSeq, a predicted model, not a curated record
UCUCCUGAUGCAUGAUCUCUUUCCCUCUCCCCUGCAGGCUGCAGCUCACAGCUUGCAUUGUACUAGUACACUGUACUACUCUACUCCAUUGGACUCCAAUAGCACUAUCACACUCGCAUUUCAUCUGAUUGAUACAGUACUUAUUCACUGGAGUAGUAUUUCCCAGCCAAAGUUCUCUAUCAGUGCCCUUAAGUUAUAGCAUUAGCUAAUUUGGGUGUUGGUGCCUGGCUAGAAGGAGCUACUCUAGGUAAUUAAGAUGAUGGCUCCUCUCUGCUGCUGCCUCCUGCGCGCGCGGCGGCUCCUCUUCUUCUUCUUCUUCUUCUUCUUCUUCUUCUUCGCCGUCGCCGUCGUCUUGUUCUCCUCCGUCUCCGUCGCCCAGAUACCUGGGUUCCAGAGCAUCGACUGCGGGGGCUCCGGCAACUACACCGACGAGGUCGGGCUGGAGUGGACGGGCGACGAGGCGUACGUGGGCGGGGGCGCAGGCACGACGGCGAGCAUCUCGUCCAUCUCGGGGCAGGGGCGGCGGCCUUACAGGACGGUGCGGUAUUUCCCAGCGGACGGGCGCAAGUACUGCUACAGGGUGAGCGUGAAGGCCAGGACGAGGUACCUGGUGCGUGCGAGCUUCCUGUACGGCAACUUCGACGGCAGCAGGGUGUUCCCGGAGUUCGACCUGUACGUGGGCGCCUCGCGGUGGUCCACCAUCGUCAUCUACGACGAGUCCAAGGUGGUGACGAGGGAGAUGGUGGCGCUGGCUCAGUCCGGACCCUCCCUCUCCGUCUGCCUCGCCAACGCCACCACCGGCCACCCCUUCAUCUCCACCCUCGAGCUCCGCCCUCUCAACGCCUCCCUCUACCACACCGCCUUCGAGGCCGCCUUCUUCCUCUCCCUCGCCGCCCGCAUCAACUUCGGCGCCCCCACCGCCGAUCCCGUCCGCUACCCCGACGACCCCUACGACCGCGUCUGGGAGUCCGACAUGGCGCGCAGGCCAAACUUCCUCGUCGACGCCGCGCCCGGCACCAUCCGCGUCGCCACCGACAACCCCGUCUUCGUGGCCUCCGGCGAGCGCCCGCCGCAGAAGGUGAUGCAGACCGCGGUGGUGGGCACGCUGGGCGCGCUCACCUACAGACUGGACCUCAACGGCUUCCCGGGCAGCGGGUGGGCCUGCUCGUAUCUGGCGGAGAUCGAGGACGACGCGGCCGCCACGGCGCGAAGGUUCAAGCUCUACAUCCCGGGGCUGGCCGAGGUGAGCAAGCCGACGGUGGACAUCGGAGAGAACGCGCCGGGGAAGUACCGGGUGUACCAGCCGGGCUACGACAACAUCUCGCUGCCGUUCGUGCUCCCCUUCGCCUUCCGCAAGACGGACGACUCCGCCAGGGGCCCCAUCCUCAAUGCCAUGGAGAUCUACAGCUAUAUCCCCAUACUCCCUGCCUCGCCCGACGCCGUCGCCAUGGACGCCCUGGCGGCGCGCUACCAGCAGCAGCAGCACAGCUGGGCGCGGGAGGGCGGCGACCCGUGUGUUCCCGCACCCUGGUCCUGGCUCACUUGCACCUCAUCCAGAGUCAUCGCCAUAAAUCUUUCAGGAAACAACUUGACAGGCGCCAUUCCACCGGAGCUAGCGGCGCUCCCAUGCUUACAGGAGAUCCGGCUUGACAACAACAUGCUGACAGGCCCAAUUCCGGACCUCAGUGCUUGUACAAACCUGACAGUCAUACACUUAGAGAACAAUCAACUGGAGGGCGGUGUGCCGUCAUACCUAAGCGGUCUGCCCAAGCUCAGCGAGCUGUACCUAGAGAACAACAGGCUGUCUGGAGUCAUUCCCAGGGCUCUGCUAAGUAGAACCAUUGUUUUCAAGUACUCAGGGAACAAGCAUGUCCGAGUGGGGAAGCAAGAGGAGGAGGAGCGGAAUGUGAUAAUUGGGAUAUGUGCGCUGAUGGGAAUAGGCUUGUUGCUUGCAGCUGCCCUGUGCUAUGCCUAUAAUGUUAGUGUUAGCGGGAGGAAACAAUUACAAGGUGCUAGUGCGGGUGGGAACAGCAAGAGCAAGAGCAUAGUCGUGUCCGCGGAGCAGAAGAAGAAGGCAACACCAGUAGCAGGAGGAGGAGGAGGAGAAAUAGACAACAUGAUGGCGGCUAUGGCAGCGCGGGGUCCGUUGGAGUUCGAGGUGAGGGAGCUGGAGGAGGCGACCAGCAAGUUCGCGAGGAAGAUCGGGUCGGGCGGGUUCGGGGUGGUGUACUACGGGAGGCUGGGAGACGGGAGGGAGAUCGCGGUGAAGGUGGCGAGCAGCAACGAGUCGAUCCAAGGGAAGAAGCAGCUGGCCAACGAGGUGGCGCUUCUGUCCAGGAUACACCACCGCAACCUGGUGGCGUUCCUGGGCUACUGCUGGGAGCGCGACAGCAGCAGCUACAUGCUGGUGUACGAGUACAUGCACAACGGCAGCCUCAAGGAGCAGCUGCAGAUGAUGAGCAUCAGCUGGCUCCGGCGGCUGCAGGUGGCGGAGGACGCGGCCAAGGGGAUCGAGUACCUGCACUGCGGCUGCACGCCGGCCAUCAUCCACCGGGACAUCAAGACCAGCAACAUCCUCCUGGACGCCCACAUGAGGGCCAAGGUGUCCGACCUGGGACUCUCCAAGUCCAACAAGGCCACCAACUCCACCACCAAUACCAUCACCACCCACGUGCGCGGCACCCUCGGCUACCUGGACCCGCACUACUACGUCUCCCAGCAGCUCACCCACAAGAGCGACCUCUACAGCUUCGGCAUCAUCCUGCUCGAGCUCAUCUCCGGCCGCCCGCCCAUCCUGCUCACGCCCGGCGCCGGUGCCAUGGCCAGCCUCGGGCCCUGGGCCAAGUCGCACUACGAGAGCGGCGACAUCGAGGCCAUCGUGGACCCGUCGCUGCGCGGCCGCUACCGCGACGUGCACUCGGUGUGGAAGGUGGCCGAGACGGCGGUGCGGUGCAUCGACGCCGAUCCCCGGGGGCGCCCGUCCAUGCCCGAGGUGGUCAAGGACAUCCAGGAGGCCAUCGCGCUGGAGAUGCCGUCCUCGGAGUCGGAGAGGCCCGCCGCCAGCUUCUUCUCUCCGGGGGCGGGGGCAGCCGGUGCGCGCUCCUCGGCGACGGUGCGGUCGCACGACCUCGUCAUGGACAACCUCAUGUACGACUCCAGCUUCUGCGAUUCCCUCAACCUGCCCCGCACGCCCAGAUAGAGACAUGCUCGAUCGUCUCUACUCCUAUUUUUCUGUUUAAUUACUUCAUCACGCGUAAAUUACGCGGCUGGUAUUAUCUUUUUAUAGGAGGCUGGUAUUGUUUUUCACGCUUACAUUUGCUAUAUCAUAUUUAUUUCUAUCUACAGAUAUUCUCUUAAA